AUGCCGGAGAAGCGACUCCGAUGCUUUGAGGAGAGUCAGCUCGUGUCUCUCGACCCCAUCAAGCAGUUUGGAAACUGGUUUGAUGAAGCCACCAAGUGUCCUGAAAUAGGAGAGCCCAAUGCCAUGUGCCUCGCCACUGCCACCAAUGAUGGACGUCCGUCCGCUCGCAUGGUCCUCCUGAAAGGUUACAGCAGUGAAGGUUUCCGUUUCUUCACCAACUAUGAGAGCAGAAAGGGCUGCGAGCUGGAGAGCAAUCCGCAUGCAUGCCUGGUCUUCUACUGGGAACCGCUGAACAGACAGAUUCGCAUUGAAGGCACCGUGGAGCGGAUCCCCUACCAGAGCUCCUGCGAUUAUUUCCACUCCCGGCCAAAGAGCAGCCAGGUCGGCGCUGUCGUGAGCCGACAAAGCACUACUGUGCCUAACAGAGAUUAUCUGAGGCAGAAAAAUGCAGAACUGGAGGAGAAGUACAAGGACACAGAGGUGCCUAUGCCUGAUUACUGGGGCGGCUACAUCGUAAAGCCUUUUUCAAUCGAGUUCUGGCAGGGACAGACGAACAGACUUCACGACCGCAUCGUCUUCACCAAGCUGAAGGACGGAGAGUCCGAGCUGGGAGAGUUUCAGCACGCUGCAGAGGGAGGCUGGGUGUACCAGCGACUGUCCCCAUGAGGAGCAUCAGCAGACUGUGAAAUAAAGGAGAGGACACGUUUCAUCUCGACUAUCACUGAUUUAAAAAGAUCACCAUCUUUACCUCACAUUAAUAACCUUGCGUAGGUGCUGUUGUGCACGGUUUAUCAACAAGCCAAAUGUCACUGUGCUGUCUUUGAGGUGAACCAUGUGUGCUAAGUGGAUAAGUGGAGCAGCGUGGCGCAAUCUGACUGUGCAACUUUUGAGUUUUCCGUGUUUUGUAAUGGAAAAGGGCACUGGCCUGAAAAAGUGGAGCAAACUUUACCCACUCAAAAUAGUGAUUAACAGUAUGGCUGUGGUUGUUUAACAGUGCAGUCGUUGACCUUCUAGGUCCUAGAAGGUCAACGACCAUGAAACAGUUUUCAUGUCCU
Molecule: messenger RNA, 1055 nt
Organism: Neolamprologus brichardi
Lineage: Eukaryota; Metazoa; Chordata; Actinopteri; Cichliformes; Cichlidae
Source: RefSeq, a predicted model, not a curated record